This is a messenger RNA of Anopheles merus, 2095 nucleotides long. It is a transcript of the gene Cyt-b5, whose product is annotated as cytochrome b5. The coding region runs from base 239 to 625 and encodes 128 amino acids. Gene Ontology annotation, molecular function: heme binding. The transcript is spliced from 3 exons. The record is from RefSeq and is a predicted model, not a curated record. NCBI's taxonomy places the organism in Eukaryota, Metazoa, Arthropoda, Insecta, Diptera, Culicidae. Gene Ontology annotation, cellular component: intracellular membrane-bounded organelle; membrane.
CAACCCCACCGCGAACAGUGCGAGCCCGCACGAAAAGGCAUUUAAACGUCACACACUAGCCGGAACGGAACGAACGUACACGCGUAUUUCGGUCGCGCUCUUCUCGGGGAAAGAAAAAAAAAAAGAAAAGCAGCACAACAAGUGCAAGUGGUGAAGUGUAGCUUUCUUCCUCCAUUAUCAGUGGUAGCAGCAGCAGCCCUCUAACACCUAAGCCAACCAAAAACCCACCCCACCAGCCAUGUCGGAAGUGAAAACGUACUCGUUGGCGGACGUAAAGUCCCACAACACGAACAAAUCGACCUGGAUUGUGAUUCACAACGACAUCUACGAUGUGACGGAGUUUUUGAACGAGCAUCCCGGUGGCGAGGAGGUGCUGCUCGAACAGGCCGGCAGGGAAGCAACGGAAGCGUUUGAGGACGUCGGUCACAGCAGCGAUGCCCGGGAGAUGAUGAAGAAGUUCAAAGUUGGCGAGCUGAUCGAAGCGGAACGAAAACAGAUCCCGGUGAAGAAGGAACCGGACUGGAAAAUGGACCAGCAGGAUGAUAACCAACUGAAGCAGUGGAUAGUGCCACUUAUUCUAGGACUGCUCGCCACCAUCCUCUAUCGGUUCUACUUCACCCAGUAAGUCCCCGCGGGCUGCGCACGCACACACAGGGGGGCCACCGAGCAGCUGCUACACACACACACACAUUUCCAAGUACUGUACUGUUAAGUGGAUGAAAGUGUUUGAAUGAACGCGAGUGAGGAGUGCACGUAGUAACGCAAAAAACAGAAAUGGCAUGUGGGAAAACAAACAUCGCAUCGCACAACGGCCACGGAACUAGGACCCCCACAGGGCCACUGGGCCACCGUGUUCCAGUAUGCAAUACAAAGGUGCUGUGUGUGGUUGCGGGAAGGGCAAUUAGUUAAAGCAAAGGGGACAACAAAAGAGGAUAGUGGAAAUACUAAGGAAAUGGCACCCAUCCAAGAAGCUCUUAUGAUAGUUUCAAACACUAGAAAAUCGCAACAACUGGAACAAUCUAAAGCAAAGCAAAAGCCUUCAUACAAAACCAAACGUUUUCCCCAAUGGCGUUUUGGGGCGAACAGGAGCGUACGCAUACAAGCAUUAAGGUAGGAUUUCAGAGCGCCAGGGAGAAAACCCGUGUGCGCCACGGUAACAAAAGCUAAACUCUAAAAAGGCCAACCAUAUUUAGAAGCGUAAUUGAUUUCUCUAUAAACUCUAUCUACUACUAUCUUCGCUAUCUACUACUAUCUCUGUCUGUGAGCCAACAAAAAACCAUCCAGAAACCAAUUCUCUCGGCACGGGCGACGAGAUGUGCUGAUUGUAAAUCAGCAUAUUAGGAUCCAUAUCGAAACACGAGACGAACGCGCCGGCGGAAACGAGGAUAGCGAAAAGAAUGCGACAAACGUCUUUAAAAACACGAUCGGCAAGAUAAUAUGUACCUCUUUUUUCUUCUAUGAAAAGUAGGAUACCAAAGUUUCAUCGACUGCCUUACCUUACAUACACACGACGUUUUUUGGGGAGGGAUGGAAGCAAAAUGCGAGCCGAAGGGAACGAAAAAAGGAUGGCAGUGAGAGAGAGAGAGCCCCACAUUGGCCUGUGAAAUGCAUAAAAGAUUUUCAUUUGUUACUCUUUGUAUUGUUAGAGCUCCCCGGGCUCGUGGUUCGUGCGUCACAAAAAGUAUGCUCGAUUUUGUCUUUCUUCCAGUUUGUUAGAGAGACGCCCUGUUUCCAAGCCUUUCUAGGUGCCACGGCACAAUUCUAGCACGCGUUAGCGGUAGGAGAGAGCGUUUAAUUCAUCAUACAUUUCUGAGCGCCUCACUGAGGGAAGGAAGGGACGGCUCAAAAACUGUUUCACGUUAGUUUAAAUGUUUUAUAUUGUGUUAGCUUCCGGGGCGUGAUACAAGAGGCACCAUACACACACACACAACAUACACAAGCGUUCAUGUUUUUUUAAUCUUAUCUGUAUGGGGAAAAGGUGUUUAAUUGCUGUGUUUUUUUACCUUUAACAAAGAUGCUUUUUUUACAAAAAAAUCUUUUCUAUGUGUCUACCAAAAUGGAGCGAAACGUUACGGAAUAAAAUAACAAAACUUUA